AUGUCGCACAAAGGACCAGGCACACAGACAUACCUAGACGCUCCAAAAGAAUUAGCAAAAGCAGAAGUAAAAAAAAAAGAGUUAUCCGCGACAAGCGUACUUGGCGGUUUAAUUAUCCCUACGCUUUACCAAGUCCUGUCCUUUUCCCCCCCUCCGCUGCAGCCGGAAACAGCAGCCAGCCAGCAAGCCAAAAAAAAAUAUGCGCCCAGUAUGUUGCAACACAUGGACAGAUUCAGCCCUGGCUGCUUCACCACCACACCAUGCAUCCAUCACUACACCUACAAUCAUGCUGCCCUCAACCCUCCAACCCCCCCGGUCACUCGUGCUCGCCCAUCCGUCGUACAUAGACACAACACACCCGCCCACAAGACCCGGGGGCUUGGCAAUGACGCAUACCAGGGGCCCAUAUCGCCCGAAAAAGAAACAAAGCAAGCAAGCAAGAACGCGGCAAGGGGUGGGUGCGGGCAGGACGCCCCCUCCGCUGCUAGUUACACAUGGCACAUACGGCGGCUUGCAUGCAGCGCCGUUGCCGUGGGUUUAUUUGUGCCGUGCAAGGAGCGGAGGCAGCGAGCGGCAGAUGAUGCUGAUGAUGAUGAUGCUGAUGGUGCUGAUGAUGAUGAUGAUGCUACCUACCACUGCCACUGA
Exserohilum turcica Et28A is the source of this 645-nucleotide messenger RNA. RefSeq lists its product as uncharacterized. The transcript is spliced from 9 exons. The record is from RefSeq and is a predicted model, not a curated record. The coding region runs from base 1 to 645 and encodes 214 amino acids. Lineage: Eukaryota; Fungi; Ascomycota; Dothideomycetes; Pleosporales; Pleosporaceae.